GGUUUUAAUUUUCCACGAGGAAAUCAGAAUCAUUUGCCGACCAUAUCAAACCUGUAGUUAUUUUUUCUCUCUUUUUUUAUUUUCCUUUCUCUUUUGACCUAAUUAAAUUGAAAAUUCCCAUUUUUUUUCAGUUUUCCCCUUAAAGAUUCUCGUAGUAGCCCUUUAUAAAGAAGGGUUCCGUAGCACCAACAGUUCCAUUCGUCCUUGCAGCCAUACCACUAACGCCACACCAUCACUUUCCCUUCUGUUCCGCCGCCACCACCACCGUCACCCUUGAACAAGAAUUGAUUCUUGGGACGAAAAGAGACUUGUGUUUCUUAGGGUUGAUAUAUCAGGCAAGUUUUAAUGAAAAUCUUCUUGUAUAUUAACAAAAAUCAAGAAUAUGUCAAACAUACCCACUUCUCUCUCUGAAGUUUGCCUUACUCUUUUCCGUUUAGCCAUGUCCACCGCUGACCCAUGGCCCUUUUCUUAAAUCUUAUCAUAUCGUCCUUUUUGUAUAUUAGAUUUCACAAAAACUCGGAACAAAAAUAUCCACUUGCAUUUAAUAAACCGUUAUUUUACCAUAUAAUCAAAUCAUGAUGAAGUUCAAAGGCUUCAAGAUUGGAAAACGGCUGGUUCGGAUCUCCAGAUGGAUUUUCAGAAGGACCCGGAACAAUCCCAGAUACGACAGGCUAUGCUCAUCAGGACCAACAUGCAGGCUGAAGCCUCUCACGAAGCUUAUCAACUGGGGUCGCCGCUUGACAAAAGGCGCAAAAUCACUAUGCUCUGCAAAACCCGGGUCGGGUUAUACCCAUAUCGGCGAGGAGCCUAUCCAUGAAAAACCGGUGACAGUGCCUAAAGGACACUUGGCGGUUUAUGUGGGUCAAAAAGAUGGGGACUUUCAUAGAGUCUUGGUACCUGUAAUCUACUUUAAUCAUCCUCUAUUUGGCGAGUUAUUAAGGGAAGCGGAAAGAGAGUAUGGAUUCAAUCAACAAGGUGGGAUUACUAUUCCUUGCCGAUAUUCGGAGUUUGAGAGAGUCCAAACUCGAAUUGCGGCAGGGUCCGGUGUCCGUGCGCUGAUGCGGAGACGCAACCACUAUUAAAGUGGUCGGUUAUGAGAUGAUGACGAUGAAUGAUAGUUACGUGUAGAAUUUUUGAAUUAGAAUUAGAUGGUGUUUUGCUGUUCUUUUUCACUUUUACAGUCUUUUCCAUUUUACUAAUUAAGUAAUUAUAUGGUGCAAUGGAUUUUUUUAGUUGUAAAUUGAUAUUAGUUUUGUCAUCUA
Molecule: messenger RNA, 1262 nt
Organism: Ricinus communis (castor bean)
Lineage: Eukaryota; Viridiplantae; Streptophyta; Magnoliopsida; Malpighiales; Euphorbiaceae
Product: auxin-responsive protein SAUR36
Exons: 1
Coding region: 576-1082 (168 amino acids)
Biological process (GO): response to auxin
Source: RefSeq, a predicted model, not a curated record